Phalaenopsis equestris is the source of this 1762-nucleotide messenger RNA. RefSeq names its product lysine histidine transporter-like 8. The record is from RefSeq and is a predicted model, not a curated record. Gene Ontology annotation, cellular component: plasma membrane. NCBI's taxonomy places the organism in Eukaryota, Viridiplantae, Streptophyta, Magnoliopsida, Asparagales, Orchidaceae.
GGCGAGGGUGAAGGCGUCUUGGACGCCGACGGGGGUGGCGUCGGCAUUGGCGACGCCGAGGUUGCUUAGCCCUAGCGGAUCCAUGGGGACGCCGAUGAAGAGGGUGGUGGUGAGUCUUCGAGGGUAUUUGGAAGAAGUCGGUCAUCUCACGCGGCUCAAUCCGCAGGAUGCUUGGCUUCCUAUCACUGAAUCGCGUAAUGGCAAUGCUCUUUACGCUGCGUUUCAUAAUCUCAAUGCUGGGAUCGGCUUCCAGGCUCUUGUUCUUCCCGUCGCCUUCGCCUUCCUCGGCUGGAGUUGGGGGAUAAUAUCUCUGAUGAUAGCCUACCUCUGGCAACUCUACACUCUCUGGAUACUCGUUAAUCUCCAUGAAGCUGUUCCAGGAAGAAGAUACAACAGAUAUGUGGAGCUUGCGCAGGCUGCUUUUGGCGAAAGAUUAGGCGUGUGGCUUGCUCUGUUCCCAACAGUUUAUCUGUCAGCAGGGACUGCUACAGCUCUGAUUCUGGUCGGCGGAGAAACCAUGAAACUAUUCUUCCAGAUUGUCUGUGGAACACUCUGCACCUCAAAUCCAUUAACCACUGUUGAGUGGUACCUGGUUUUUACUUCCCUAAGCAUCGUUCUAUCCCAACUUCCGAACCUGAACUCCAUUGCCGGCCUCUCACUCAUCGGUGCAGUAACAGCUUUAACUUACACAACCAUGGCAUGGGUCCUUUCUGUGAGCCAAACAAGACCAGCUUCCAUAUCUUACGAACCCCUCCGAUCGAAUUCCCUCGCUGCAUCCAGUUUUUCGGUCUUGAAUUCGCUUGGCAUCGUUGCAUUUGCUUUCAGAGGCCAUAAUCUUGCCUUGGAGAUUCAGGCAACGAUGCCGUCGACAUUCAAGCACCCGGCUCAUGUGCCCAUGUGGAGAGGAGCCAAAGUUGCUUAUCUUCUUAUUGCUAUGUGUCUGUUCCCUGUCGCCAUUGGGGGUUUCUGGGCCUAUGGAAACCUUAUGCCUGCAGGAGGGAUUCUAAAUGGACUAUAUACAUUUCACAACCAUGAUAUUCCUGGAGCCCUUCUUGCGACUGCAUUCCUAUUAGUCGUCUUGAACUGUCUCAGCAGCUUCCAGAUAUACUCCAUGCCCGUAUUCGACAGCUUUGAAGCAGGAUACACGAGCCGAACAAAUCGUCCCUGUUCGAUCUGGGUUCGAUCCGGUUUUCGGAUCUUCUACGGCUUCAUCUCGUUCUUCAUCGGCGUGGCAUUCCCUUUUCUAUCGAGUAUCGCCGGACUUCUCGGCGGCCUCACACUUCCGGUAACCUUCGCCUAUCCCUGCUUCAUGUGGGCUCUGAUAAAGAAACCUCAGAGGUUCAGUUUUAUAUGGUAUUUGAAUUGGAGUCUUGGGGUGCUUGGAAUAGGUUUCAGCCUGGCUUUCUCUGCUGGGGGGGUGUGGAGUAUGAUUAACACUGGUCUCAAGCUUAAGUUCUUUAAACCUAACUGAGCUUUGGUUUUGGAUUGGAUAUAAUUAAUAUUCAGAUUGUGUAAAGUAUGGUUGAUUUGGGAAAUAAUGAGGGUUUAAUUUGCUAAUCCAUUCUGAUUUUCUAUGUGCUAAUUACACAUGAACAUAGAAUGGAUUGUUAAGUGUGUUGGUUUUAUUCUAAUUGUUAUUUUUGUUGUGGAAGUCAGUAUCAGUUAGGAAGGAGCAUAGGAGAAAUGGUACAUGUGUUUUCAUGAUGAGAUUUGGGAGAGGGAGAGGUUAUGGGGGCGGGAUUGGCUCUUGCACUCUUUGGUC